This is a messenger RNA of Gasterosteus aculeatus aculeatus (three-spined stickleback), 2725 nucleotides long. RefSeq names its product proteolipid protein 1b (gene plp1b). NCBI's taxonomy places the organism in Eukaryota, Metazoa, Chordata, Actinopteri, Perciformes, Gasterosteidae. Gene Ontology annotation, biological process: axon development; central nervous system myelination. The record is from RefSeq and is a predicted model, not a curated record. Gene Ontology annotation, molecular function: structural constituent of myelin sheath. Gene Ontology annotation, cellular component: myelin sheath; plasma membrane.
GUUAUAAUUACUAAUUAUUAGUGAUGUCAGAUCAGAUGUGAUUAGUGAUCUACUGUAAUUUUUACUUACUGCGUUGCACUGAGUGAAAAUAAAUGACACGAUGGCCAUCAUCACUUUAUCACUUUAGUCACUGCUGCAGCGGGGCACAGCUGAAGCGUGGGCGUCAUUUUGGGAACUCUAUCUGUUACUAUUCAUGACGCUGUGGUAGUUUGUUAAAAUCACAGACCUAGUUCCAUCCAACUAAAAUCCCCAGAAUUUGUGAAGUUGGCAAGAGAGAGGAUGCUUUAUCUCAACAAUCAACGUCAUAUGUCUUCCUAUUCCACUGAGAUGUUUAAUUUUGUUGCAGCAGUUUCCCUAAAACAAAUAUAAUUGUUGAUGAUGUUGAUAACUGUUGAUGAUUAUCAGAAUGUUCCAUGGAACUAAUAGCACUAAAAUUGUUUAGCCGCCAAAGAAUUUCCGAACGUGAAAAAACAAGAUUGAUAGGGAUUGUUGUUGUUGUUGUUGUUGUUGUAGAUAUUCAUAUUGCUCGUCCCGCUCAUUAUGCUUCCACCCACUCUUUGAACACUUGAACCCAGCCUCCGCCGGCAUUGACACUCACUGCGAUGGUACCAGCCUCAGCCAGCUGUGGAGGGAGGAUGGCCUGAGAAGUGAUAUCGACUGUAUUUUAGAGUGUGACAGAGUGUGUAGUGUGACCCUUCUGUUACAGACGUACUACUUUGUGUGCGCGUGUGUGUGUGUGUGUGUGUCCGCGUGUUUUGUCGCACCAUGGUCUUUGUUUAUUUAACAUCGCUGCCCUUUGUUCCUCCCUGAUCAUGGCAAGGACAAUGGAUAUUGUCCCUGCAGCAACAAAGAGAAGCUCUUUCUUCAGGCCCCUGGAGCCAGAGUUUCACCACCAUCUCUCACCCUCGCCUGGUGACGCCUGUAACCGCUGGACAAAGAGGGCAGGACCACAGCUCGUAGGGGCUGAGCUGUGAGGUGUUGGUACCAGCAGAGGAGCUUUAACAUGCCGAUGAAGUCAGCGCGGAGACUUAUUUUACUGUAGCAACAGCUUGUAGACGGCGCUGCACAUCUCUGGUUGGCACUGGGAUCGCUCUUGUUGUGGAGUACGGGAUCAGAAGCAGCAAAUGUUUCCGGUCAGGCAGCCUUGGCUUUGCAAAGCCUUAGGUUGUUAUGAUUGCUGUAUCCGGUGCAUUGGGGCGGUGCCCUACCCGUCCCUGGUGGCCACCCUGCUCUUCUAUGCCGGCGUGGCCUUAUUUUGCGGCUGUGGGCAUGAAGCGUUGUCCCAGACCGAAGUCCUUGUCGAGACUCACUUCGCCCGCAACGUUCAGGACUUUGUGGUCUUGGCCUCCUUUAUCAAGUACUUCCAGUUCGUGAUCUACGGCCUGGCGUCGUUUUUCUUCCUCUAUGGAAUCCUGCUGCUGGCCGAGGGUUUCUACACCACGAGUGCUGUCAAGCAGACGUUCGGUGAAUUCAGGAGCACCCACUGUGGCCGCUGCCUCAGCCUGACGUUUAUCAUAGUGACGUACAUCUUGGCUUUCAUCUGGCUGGCAGUGUUUGCCUUCACUGCCAUCCCGGUCUUCUUCUUGUUCAACAUGGAGCAGACCUGCCACAACAUAAACCUCCUGGCUGAAACAACACCCAGCAUUAAUCAGCACGGCUGGAUUUGCAUGGAUGCCAGGCAGUAUGGUCUGCUUCCUUGGAACGCAAUGCCAGGGAAGGCUUGUGGAAUGACCCUGGCCAAUAUUUGCAAAACCAGCGAAUUCCACGUCACCUACGACUUGUACAUAGCUGCAUUUGCUGGUGCCGGGAUCGCUCUUUUGGCACUGUUUGUGUAUUUGGCUGCCACCACCUACAAUUACGCGGUCUUGCGGUUCCUGGGGAGGAAAGGCGUCCGCUAAGGACAACGCAUCUGUCCCUGUCAACUCCAUCUCCUGGCUGUGAAGGGGAGACAGUCAACACGGGACCUCCCUCCAUCCUCUGGGAAACAGUACACUGCCAAUGUGGAUCACCUGCUAUAGUUUUUCUUUACACGAGUCCGAUAACAGACAAAUGUUUACCAUCACUGUUUUUUUAUGAACAACAGGCAGAGAGAUGAAGAUAAUUCACAUCCAGCGUCCUCCUCUUCGAAUCCUCCUCUCAGAUGAUUCUCUUUGCUUUGUUGUUCAUUCUCCUCUCACUUUCGUUUAUGCUUUGUUUUUUGCAAAGCCUCUUUGGUGCUGGUGCUGUUGUCAGAUUGGGUUGUGUGAUAAUUGCAUGUAUGAAUAAUUAAGAGCAAUGACAGCUCGCCUUGCAAAUCAUAACUACAUGCAAGCCAUUCAGUGUUUAGUGAUCCAUGUAUGGUUCUGAGUAGGAUUUUGUCUCUGCUGCCUCAUUAUUACCAUCUUGUGCAGCAACGUUGUGUGAACUAAAGCAAGGGAUGCUGAAUGUACCAAAUCUCCUUUCAUCUCCUUCCGUGCUUCCACUGACAACACAUGUACUUUGCUUUCACUCAAACAUUUUUGCUUAAUUUAAAUGCCACUGCGUAGGAGGGACACAAAGACAUGUAUCCAUUUUCUGGAUAUUUGGGUUACUGCUUAAAAUAAGCUGGUUUUAUGUUACUGAGGUGCCGACGCUUCAAUAACAGGUGGCUCAUAUUUGAUGUGUAGCCCUGCUACUUACCGGGCUGGUUGGUGUGUGUGUGUGUGCUCAUUUUUAAUUAAGGCGAAAUAAACCAUUUUAAUCUGAA